Stylonychia lemnae is the source of this 1413-nucleotide messenger RNA. The record is from the annotation of a GenBank genome assembly. Lineage: Eukaryota; Ciliophora; Spirotrichea; Sporadotrichida; Oxytrichidae.
AUGUUUAGAUCCUCUACAAUUUCCUCAACUCUCCUAUUCUUAGGUACAGCUCUCCUUGGCUUAACAAUGACCAAGGAUAGUGAUCAUUGGGCUGUUCUAGUGACCGGCUCUAAAGGAUUCACAAAUUAUAGACAUUCUGCCGAUGUUUGCCAUGCUUAUCAUAUUAUGAAAAAUAAUGGUAUCCCAGAGGAAUAAAUUAUUUUAAUGUCCUACAACGACGCAGUUAAUGCCAAGGAAAAUCCCAUUCCAGGAAAACUAUACAACAAACCCAAUGGUACCGAUGUCUAUGAUGGCUGCAAAAUCGAUUAUGAAGGAGAUGCUUGCAAUUCUAAGAAUUUCAUCAAUGUUUUGAAAGGCAACUCCUCAGGAAUCGUUGGAGGCAAUGGUAAAGUCCUAAAGUCUAAUGAAAACAGUAAAGUAUUUGUCUAUUUCGUUGACCACGGUGCACCAGGAUUCAUAUACUUCCCAGAUAUCGAGAAUGACAAAUUAUAUGGAGAUGUUAUCAAUGCUACUCUCUAUGAAAUGUAUACAACCAAGAUGUAUAAAGAGCUAGUUAUCUAUAUGGAAGCUUGUUAUUCAGGAUCACUUUUCGAGGGUAUUCUCCCUGAAUCAUGGAACAUUUACGUCAUGACUGCUGCAAACCCACAUGAACCUUCUAGAGCUGCCUAUUGCCAUCCUCAAGACUAUGUUGGUGAUAUUCACAUGAAGACUUGCCUUGGAGAUGUCUUCUCAGUCUCUUGGAUGGAGCAGUUAGAGUCAGUUGAUGUUAAAGCAUUAUCGCUUGACGAACAAUUUUAAAUUGUAAAAAAUAACGCUAUCAAAGCUAGAUCCUCUCAUGUUUAAUAAUACGGUUAAAUCAAGGUUGUGGGAGUCCAACCUGUUAGUAACUUUGUUGGAGUCAGUGAUCUACCAGCUCCUGAGCAAUCACUUAGCUUCCUUGAGCAAGUGAACUUUAGAACUUUCAAGAGAACUCUGAAAACCUCAUCUAUAUAAUAUCCUACUGAUGAGCAGAUCUAAAAAUAGUUCAUAUCUACAAUUUCUGCUCAUGAUGUGCAUCUCCAUCACUUGUACACAGUUUUGUAGCUUGAAGGUGGCCCUAAGAUUUCACUAGACCUCGGUAGUGAUAUCUCUGAUAGAAUGAGAACUGAUCAUGUCUUCAAGCAAUUCAAUCCUAUGCUAGUUGGAGUUUCUAAAAGAUUGACUUAAGGUGAUGAUGGCCCAACUGGAACACUCCCAAGAAACUUUGAUUGCUUAAGAAAGCUUGUGAGAGCCUAUGAAAGUGCCUGCGGAGUAUUGAGAGAGUAUGCUCUUAAAUACGUUCAUUUAAUGGUUGAGGCUUGCGAAAACCUACCUUCUAAUGAUCCACUCGGUGAUAGUUUUGCUCAAUAACUCUAGAAUGCCUGUGAGCACUGA